Messenger RNA from Equus caballus (horse), 2133 nucleotides. It is a transcript of the gene NUDT18, whose product is annotated as nudix hydrolase 18. NCBI's taxonomy places the organism in Eukaryota, Metazoa, Chordata, Mammalia, Perissodactyla, Equidae. Gene Ontology annotation, molecular function: 8-oxo-GDP phosphatase activity; 8-oxo-dGDP phosphatase activity; magnesium ion binding. The record is from RefSeq and is a predicted model, not a curated record.
GGCCGAGGGAGAGCAGCUGCCGGGCGGGGGCCGCGAGGCUCGGCCGCGCGCCUGGCGCCCCGUGCGGCCCUGCCCCCGCCCCGCCCCGCCCUGCGCCGGCUGCCGCGGACCAGCCAAUCCGGGCGGCCACGGCCGCGCGCAGCCUCCCCGCGGCCGGCUCGCCGAGCGCUUCCGCCGCGCCCGCGCCGGCCGGCCUCGGGGAGGGGCAGGCCCGCCGACCGCGCGCCCCGCCUGCCGGCUCCCCGGGGCGCCAUGGCCUCGGAAGGCCUGGCAGGGGCGCUGGCGGCCGUGCUCGCGGGCCGGGGCCUGCGCGUGCAGGGCUGCGACUCGGGGCCGGCCGGGGAGCCGCUGGCGCCCGCGCGGCUGCGGAAGAACGUCUGCUACGUGGUGCUGGCCGUGUUCCUCAACGAGCAGGAUGAGGUGCUACUGAUCCAGGAGGCCAAGAAAGAGUGCCGUGGGUCGUGGUACCUCCCCGCAGGGAGAAUGGAGCCAGGGGAGACCAUCGUGGAGGCGCUGCAGCGGGAGGUGAAGGAGGAGGCGGGGCUGCAGUGUGAGCCUCUGACAUUGCUGACCGUGGAGGAGCGGGGCCCCUCCUGGAUCCGAUUUGUCUUCCUUGCUCGCUCCACAGGUGGAAUUCUCAAGACUUCUGAGGAGGCAGAUGCAGAGUCCCUGCAGGCUGGCUGGUACCCACGAACCUCCCUGCCCACCCCGCUGCGCGCCCAUGACAUUCUGCACCUGGUAGAGCUAGCUGCCCAGCAUCGCCAGCGAGCCAGGCACCCUCUCAUUCUGCCCCAGGAGCUUCCCUGCAGUCUGGUCUGCCAGCGGCUCGUGGCCACCUUUACUAGUGUCCAGACAGUGUGGGUAUUGGUGGGCACAGUGGGGAUGCCUCACUUGCCCAUCACUGCCUGUGGCUUCACCCCUGUGGAGCAGAGAGCUAGCAUCAAGAUGGCUGUCCUGCGGCUGCUGCAGGAAUGUCUGACCCUGCAGCACUUGGCAGUGGAGACCAAGGGGUUGCUUGGACUGCAACACCUGGGCAAAAACCAUACGGAUGGUGUCUGCCUGGAUGUGCUGGUGACGGUGGCUUUUCGGAAUCCAGGCAUCCAAAAUGAGCCCCCCAAGGUGCGGGGCGAGAGCUACUUUUGGUGGAAGGUGACGGAGGAAGACCUACAAAGCCAGCUCUUACAGAGGCUUCAGGAAUCAUCUGUGGUGCCGGUCAACAUAUAGGAAGGUGCCAUCAGUGGGCACGGAGCUGGGCAUCUGUGCUCCCCUCCACCAUGGCUUUGCCUCCUCGGAGGGAGGCAGGAGGUUGGCAGUCAGAGAUCUUGUUACAUUGGGAGCAGGGUGGUUCUCCUGGCUCUCAGGGGGACUUCCCUCUCUCCUCACUGUGGAGCACGUCCCUAUAUUGCACCAAAAGGGACAGUGCCUUUCACCAAGCAAGGAGUCCAGAGCUCAAGGACCCAAUUACCCUGAGGACACAGUGAGGGCACUGCUCCCUAAGGGGCAGUGAGAACUUUCUGAACCUGAGAUGGCAUUUACUCCUCAUCUCCUGGGUCUGCCUGCCUUGGUAAAGCUCUACAUCCGGAUUCACAGGCACUUAGAAUGUGGAGCAGGUGCUGGAGGAGGCCUCUCCCAGGGAGUGGGCCCCUUGCUGAGUAAAUGGGUGUUGCUUACUCUGCCUUCCCGCCUGGCCUGAAUGUCUCUGUGGGGAGGAGGUGAGCAGGAGGGGACCUGAGAAGCUCCUCCCCUUGUCUCACCGACAGCCUUCUGAGACGACAAGCUGUGGUGCAGGUGAUGGGCAGGUGGGCUUCCUGCCCCAGCCCAUGGGGGCUCCCUUCCUCUUGCCUGCCAAGGAGGGAUGUGACCACAUCCCCAGAGAAAACAACUCUAGCCCCUCCAAGGUUUGAGCAGCAUGAAGGCCAGGACAAGCUUCCGCUGGGCGAGGAGCUGCCCUGCCUCUUGCCUGGUGUCCCUCCUGGGGCCCACAGGCUCCUGCCUCUGCCUUGUUACAACUCUAGCUCAAGCCAGACCCAAACCCUUUAUUUCCCCUCAGUUCAGCUUAAUCAUAGUAGGAAUUAUUUUCUUAAAAGAAGAACUUUAUGAAAAUUUAAGGUAAAAUCAAAGGAAAUGAACAAA